Messenger RNA from Plenodomus lingam JN3, 540 nucleotides. The record is from RefSeq and is a predicted model, not a curated record. Lineage: Eukaryota; Fungi; Ascomycota; Dothideomycetes; Pleosporales; Leptosphaeriaceae.
AUGAAAUGUAUUCGCUCGGAUCCAAGAACAAGCCAACUUCUUGACGUUUGGAAAGGCUCAGAACCCUUAUUACGAUCAGACUUCUACUUUUGGGCGGCUAGAAGCGAUGUACCGAAAUCAUUUCAAGGCCUUUUGCGAUCGAUUCUAUAUUCUCUACUAGAGCAACACCAGCAUUUCAUACCCCUCGUCUUCCCAGACGUCUGCAGGACUAUACAGUCGGAGCGCCCUAUCGAUACAGCUUUGACAAUUUCAGAGCUCACUCUGGCAUUACGCUUGCUCGUUGAAGGCUGCAGACCAAUCAAAAUCUGCCUGUUCAUUGAUGGCUUAGAUGAGUACUCGGGUGACCACCGCGAGCUUGUCAGCCAGAUUGGAGACCUAUCAGUCUAUUCUCAAGUGAAGUUCAUGGUAUCGAGCAGACCCUGGCCUGUAUUUGAGGAAGCUUUCAAGAACAAGGAACAUUUAUUACUGGAAAAGGUGGCUGCUCUCCUUACACGUGAAAGAUGGGGGCAGCUUUGUGAUUUCGCCUUCACGUCUUCGUGA